AUGGAGAGAUUCACUCCAUUAUCCUGUUCUGGUCUGUUGAGACAACCACAUGAAAACCAAAAAGUUUCUGUGAUUGCUAUUGUUGGCAUUGGUGGUUUAGGGAAGACAACUCUUGCUCAGUUGGUGUAUAAUGACUUGGAAGUGCAGAACUCUUUUGAAAUGCAAAUGUGGGUGUGUGUCUCUGAUAACUUUGAUGUGAAAACUAUUCUGAAGGAAAUACUAGGAUCAAUUACGGGUGACCAAGUUGAAGACAAGUUAUCAUUAGGCAACUUGCAAAGAAAACUUCACCAAAAAAUAAGUGGCAAGAAAUAUUUGUUGGUCCUAGAUGACAUUUGGAAUGAGAGACAUGACAAGUGGGCUGAAUUGAGAAAGUACCUAAUGUGUGGCGCUCAAGGUAGCAAGAUUUUAAUGACAACUCGAAGUAAAAAUGUAGCAAAUGCAAUGACCGCUAGCACUUCCUAUCCCUUGAAAGGUUUGACUGAUGAGGAAUCUUGGAGUUUGUUGAAGAACAUUGCAUUUGAAGGUGAUUCUAAAGGAGUAAAUCAAAAUCUAGAAUCAAUGGGAAAAGAAAUAGCUAAGAAUUGUAAAGGGGUUCCACUGGCAGUUAAAACGCUGGGAGGCCUGUUACGAGAACAAACUCAAGAAAAAGAAUGGGAGAAUGUUUUACGUGGUGGCUUCUGGAAAUUAUGUGAAAAGCAAGAUAGUAUCAUGCCAAUUCUAAAACUCAGUUACCACAACUUGUCGCCAGAAAUGAGACAAUGUUUUGCUUACUGCUCUUUAUAUCCCAAGGAUUCAAGAAUUCCAAAGAAUGAGUUGAUUCAGUUAUGGGUGGCACAGGGUUACCUUGAAUGUUCAGCUGAAAAACACCACAUGGAGAUGGAAGACAUUGAGGCUGAAAGUGAUGAACACGGCGAGAUCAUUAGUUUCAAAAUGCAUGAUUUAAUGCAUGAUCUUGCAAGGCUUGUUGCUGGCAAUGAUUUCUGUUACUUGGAUAGUAAGGCGGAAAAGGUUGAAGGUAGUCCCAUGCACGUAGCUUUGGAGACGGGGGCCAUUCAUUUAUUGGAUUCAUUGAAUGCAAGCAGACUGCGAACUUUGAUGUUGCCAUGUAAUUGCAAUUUUGAAGAGGAGGAAGUGUCUUUUGUUGCAAAUUUGAAAUACUUGCACGUCUUAGAGAUAUCAGAUUUUUCUUUUUGCAAAUUGUCUAAUUCAAUUGCAAAAUUGAAGCAUUUAAGAUAUCUUCGUAUUUUUGGUUAUCGCUCCUGGGAUGGGAUGUCAGUUGGGUUGGGAAAAUUGUGGUCGCUGCAAUUCUUACCAGACUUUGUUGUGGGAGAUAGCAAAGAAACAAAAUAUGGCACACUAAAUGAAUUGAAAGACUUAAACCACAUAAGGGGCGAAUUAAGAAUUAAUCAUCUCAACCGUGUGAGAGACGUGGCUCUGGAAUCACAGCAUGUAAAUUUAAAAGAGAAAAAGUUCCUUCGAUCCUUGACUCUGGAUUGGUCGGAUGAAGACACCUUCAACGGUGACAGCUCACAGUUAUUAGAAAACCUUCAGCCCCACCAUAAUCUUGAGCGAUUGCAGGUGAACUUUUAUCCAGGCGUGCGUUUCCCAAAUUGGCUUUCUCUCCUCACAAAUGUUGUUCACAUCACUCUCUUUUAUGUUCGUAAAUGCCGCUGUCUCCCACCGUUGGAACGUCUCCCGUCGCUGAAGUCACUUGAGAUAAGCUAUUUUGAUGAAUUGGAAUACAUAUAUCUUCCUGAAGAUGGUUUUGGAGUAAACUUUUUCCCCUCUUUGGAGAGCCUCAAAUUAGUGUGGUGCUCUAAUCUCAGGGGAUGGCGGAGGCUGAGAGAUGAUAUCAAUGAUUCUCGUAAUCUCUCUUUACCUCUUUCAUUUCCUCAUCUUUCUCAACUAGGCGUCUAUGACUGUCCACAGUUGACUUGCAUGCCUACUUUUCCAAAUCUUAAGGAUUUAAAAUGGUGUCAAUGUAGUGCGGAGCCAUUAACAGAAACACUAAACACAACGCCAACAUUUUCAGUUGACUCAUCUUCCUCAGCUGCUCCUCUUUCCAUGCUCAAAGAAUUGACGAUUUCUGAUCCUAUGAAUUUACCACAGGGUUGGAUGCAAAAUCGGACUUCACUCGAGUUUCUUACAAUUCAAUGGUGUGACAGUGAAACACUUGAAGAAUUUGAACCUGGGUUUAAGUACAACACCAACUGCCUUCCGGCCCUGCGAAAAAUCAACAUAUGUUGGUGUAAAAGGCUAAAGGCUUUGCCAGAUUGGAUUUGCAACCUCUCAUCUCUUCAGGAGAUCACAAUCUCAUACUGCCGAGAUUUGGCAUCUCUGCCCGAAGGAAUGAGUCGUCUUACCAACUUAAAGACUUUUGAGGUUGAUAAUAGUUUCCUCUUACUUAAAGAAUGCCAAAGAGAGACAAGUGCUGUUAGUCGCCAAAUUGCACACAUCCCAGAAGUUAUCCUUCAUGAAUGA
This is a messenger RNA of Abrus precatorius (Indian licorice), 2481 nucleotides long. RefSeq names its product putative disease resistance protein RGA3. Bases 1 to 2481 code for a protein of 826 amino acids. The transcript is spliced from 3 exons. The record is from RefSeq and is a predicted model, not a curated record. Gene Ontology annotation, molecular function: ADP binding. Gene Ontology annotation, biological process: defense response to other organism. NCBI's taxonomy places the organism in Eukaryota, Viridiplantae, Streptophyta, Magnoliopsida, Fabales, Fabaceae.